UAUGUACUCAGGACUGGCAGGGGCCUCGACCAAUAACAUUGAUUCCUCAGCCUGAGAGGUGGUUCAACUCUAGCACACAGGAAAACACGCUUUCCCAGAAACAGAACUUGCUUCAUCUGAGCCUCUGGUGACCUACAGGCAUGCUAGAUUUUACCCCUUUCCUCUCUGCAGCAGCACUUUGCAGGCCUUGCAACUAACUAGCCAACUGGCACUAGGACUACAGCCAGGAAGUUGUGGAGGGCACUGAUUUGUAGCCUUCAGCCCCUCCUGUACCUCUUGAGAUACCUGUCAUUAGAGCCACGUGACCAGGAGCCCCCAGUGAACCUCUCUCUCCUGUUCUGCGCAGAGACGGAAGUGCAGGCUUCUCGCAAUCGUGAGGAGGGGUGUUUGGAAAAGGGCUGCCUUCAAAGUGGACCAGGUUUACAGCUCACCAAAUGGUGUUUUAGGUUCAGAAGAUGGCAAGCAGCUCUGAAGCCUGGAUUGGCAGUGCUUAUUUGUUCCUCCAGUCUAAGAAGAUUGUUCUGCCCUCUCUUUAUGGAAACUCCCAACAGAAACCCAAGGUGUUCCAGGCCCUCAAAUUGGCAUUAGCAGAUUCCACAGGCAGCGUGAAUGGGGUUGAUGUGCUCAAAGUGCACUGCAGUGACCCACACUUGAUUGUCCAGCUCAAAUUCUGCAAGGAGGAGAACUGCCGUAAAUUCCUUCAGAGUUACCGAGAGGGAGCGCUCCAGAAGUCUCUCCAGAAUCACCUCCAACUCACCCUGUCAAUGCCCACCAUAUCUGUUGAAACAGAUCUGAAGACUGGAAGUGAGCAUCUCGACAGAAUGCUGAAUGAAGUGGAGCGCUGCUUAGAUUGUAUCUACAAAGAGAAGCCUGACCGCCUGAGGGAUGAGGAAAUUGCAGAGCUGGAGAAAUCUCUCAGGAGCCUGACUUGUCGACAGGAGAACAGUGUGGUUGUUGCAAAGACAAGCAACUCUUUGAACUCCUCAUCUCUGCCUUAUCCUUCUGGGGCAAGCUCUCUGCCCCAAGGAACCACCUUUAUCUUUCAAGGACAGUACUUUGCCAACAGAACACUCACACGGGAUGACCAUCAAAAAUUUGCCAAGCUUGUUUCAAAGAAGUGGAAGCAAGUGGGUCGGUCUCUGCAGAAGAACUGCCGGGCUCUUCGGGAUCCUGUGAUUGACAACUUGGCCCUUGAAUAUGACCGGGAGGGACUGUAUGAACAAGCAUAUCAGCUGCUUCUCAAGUUUAUCCAGUCUGAGGGGAAAAGAGCCACAUUACAGAGACUGAUAGCAGCCCUGGAGGAAAACAGUCUCAUACACUUAGCAGAGGAACUGCUGGGCCUCCACCACAGUGACAACGACACAUCAUAGAACAAAAAUGAAGGAGCCUCCUCUUGGGUGGUGGUCAUAUGUUCUAAUCUGGAACUUGUCCUAUUUCAGAUGGUUUACAAGACUGUUGCCAGAGACCCAGGAAUGUAGAGCCCUAUUAACCAGCCUGGUAUCCAUUUUAGCCCAAGGUAUAAGCUUGUGUGUUCACAAAGCUAGGCUGGUGCACUCAGUUAAGACAGCAUUGAUACUGAUCCUUUCACUGUGCUGGCACAAGUCAGGGCUGUUAUCUUCCAGUGGAUUGGUGCAAAUGGUUUCAAAACAGACUUCCACAUGCUACCCUCUAGUGAACCAAAGAGGAACUUUGUUCCACUACUGAGCAUUUUAAAGAGCCAUCAGGGUCUUUGAAAAUUGUUUGGGAAACAGUCUAUACCAGGUGGUGCUUGACCUCCAGCCUGUGGGCCAGCUCUGGCCCCCAGCACCAUGUCAUCUAGCCCAUGAGGCUCCCCAUGGAUCCAAAAAUUUGGCAGUGGGGGAGCAGUGGCACUGCUAUCUUGCCCCCAAAUUUCCAGCCUCAUGAGGAGCCCUGGGCCCUGAGGAGCAGAGGCAGUGUAGAGCCUGAUCCUGACGCACAGGGCUUGAUCCGGCCCACAGGCCAGCCCUCCGCUACUCAUCUCACCCAUGGGGUGAGAAGCUUCAGUUCCACUGUUCUAUACAACUAUUUAGAGAGAAUUCUGUCCCUUUGUUCAUAAAAUUAAGGACAUUUCACGAAACCAGAAACUUACCCACCUCAUCCCAGUAAGAGUUUGCCUGUUCUUUCUUUUCCCACCUGGAGUCAUCCUUCUUAUUCUGUUGCAGUCUUAAUCCUCCACAUGGCAAACAGAUGUAGCAGAAUAAACUGCAGGUGGUAAAGAAGCAGUAAGGGCAAGCCAGGUUUGAAAAGAUACUUGCGAAGUCAAAAUACAACUAAAGACCCAACCUGUUAGGUCUGUUAGGUUGUCUUAUGUGAUUCCCCACAAUACAGACUUUGGGGGUCUUGCAUACUAGAGGAGUCCAUCCUUGGCAAGAUGUGAUUUAGUGACAGCCAGGAAUUGGUUGUGCCUAUGUGCCAGGAUCACAUGGUCUGCAAUGCAAUGAUAAAGUUUGUGAAAAAAGAUCCAGGGUCAGCAUCUGUUCUUAGUCGCAUCAUGAGAAGACUAUUGACUUUAUCAGGUUUGUGCAUGAUGCAACAGAGCAGAAUUUGUGCCUUUGCCUAUGAGAAGGUAACACAGCAGAAGUAGGAUAGCCAAGUACAGGUCAUGCAAACUAAAAUAUGCAGAUUGAUUUCUAUUGGAACAUUUUUUGUGGCAUCCUGGCAUCCUGGCAGCUGAUCUUUGGGAUAAGUUUCCGGUAUAGGGUGAUGGAUUUGCCCCAGCUGAUAAGCAUCAACUGGUUCUGCAUCCAAAGUACAAAAGCUGUCCCAUAGACAAGACCUGACAGCCUUUUAACCCUUUCUUAUUUUAACAUAGUCAGUACACCAGUGCUUUGGUAGAGACAAAGAAGUCCUUGAUAAGGUAGUGCACAACCUGGAUUCAGAUGUAGGUGUGGCCAUUUUUGUGAACCUACAUGAGACAUUCACUAUGCAGCAGCCCAUGACUACUGCGUAGUAGUGUCACAUGGAAGGAAAUGUGACAUGAUGCCACUGCGCAGUAGUCAUGAGCUACUGCGCAGUCAGCGUUACAAAAAAGCCAUUCCUCGGUGCAGUUAGCAUCUCAUGAAGACACAGCCAAUAAGAGUGAUGCUAGAAUGUAUGCUGUACUCCUCUGUUUAGUACAUGUGAACUAGAUCAUCAGAGACAUUUAGGCACCUCUUUCCUAUUUAGGUGCCCAACUCCCUUUGAUUUGAAGCUGUGGCCCUAGUGCCUAAAACAAGCUCAACCUGAAUAUUCAGUCUGAACCUCAGGAAGGUUUCAUUUAAAUACUGAGUGUGAAUCUCCAAAGCCAGAGAUUUUUAUAUCCCAGUAGGAUAAAGGAAGUAUAAAAUCUGGAAAAGCACAUUUAGAACCUAAUUUUGCUGUCAUUAUCUUGCUUCUGCCUUCAAGGGGAGCAGUACUGGCGUCUGACUUCGGGCCACUAGCUAUUUUAUGUUUCUGCUAGUUCCUGGCAAGAGAACUUGUUUAACAGCCAUUUUAAACAUCAGAAACUUGAAAAUCUCUUUUAAAAGAUCAAAAUUUUGCUCUUGCAUUUUACAGUAACAAUUUCCAGAAUACAUGAUUAUAUGCAUAGCAUGCUGCCACUUGUAUACUUAACAUUUUUAAGCUAUCAGUGUAGUAGAAUCUUGUUGGCCAUAUAUACAACUUUCCUAUGCAUGGAUUGGCCAGAGCCAUCCAAAGGGAAAGCUGCCAGCUCUCUGCAGGAAACAUUAAUGCACAAAAUUAUGAGCAUUAAUCUUAUUUUUCAACCUCUAUUUUAAAUCUGGGUUUGGUUUGGUUUUUAUUGCUGUUGCCAUUUUGCAUGGGACUCAGCAUAAAUUCAUAUUACAAAUCUUGUACUUUUUUAUCCCUCUGCAAGAAGUAGAUAUGUGUGUUCCCCUCUUACUCAGAUAUUCUCUCUCAAAAAUGCCAUAAAUGUUGGAGUUCUUGGCCAUUUAUAUAGUAUUAUGUACUAUAUAACAGUAUUCACAAGUACUUUCAUUUCAUAGAGGGUUUUUUCCAGUGAUGCUUUUAAUAAUGCUCUCACAAGUAUGCCAAGUAGUUUAGGAUCACCAGAAAUGGUUAUAUUUCACAGCACCUUUUUUAGUGACUAUUCAUUCUAGGAGCAGUAACUAUACACUAAACACAGUACAAAAUUGGAUUCUGGUCUCAGGCCAAUCCUGUAUUCCACAGAUGCCUCAACUAUAUGGUUGUUAGUUUCGUCAAGUACUGCGACCAGACUCAGACCUAGAGUAAACUGAUGCAACUCAUGGAAGUCCCUGGACCGACCGCUUUCACCUGGCAUUCUAUGAGGGACCCAAUUCUGAUCGCAUCCCUGUUUUAUAUCAGUUUAAUUUCACUUAAAUCAGUGGAAUUACACUCAAUAUGCACCAAAUGUGUAAAAAGAAUAUGGCUUAUGCACAGAAAAGGAAGAAGGGGAGCGUGUGAAAUGAAAAGAAAUAACAGGGAUUUGGUGAAUAAUCUAAGGGGGGGCUGGUUUACCUCAGACAGUAAUAUGAUGAGUGGACCCAGAGAAAGAGGUCAAGGUCACUGAUGGACCUAGUGUGUCCAGCAAUACAAGCUGAGCCACACUGCUACUACACAAGCAUCGGAGUCUCAGCAUAUACUGUUGACCUGUUUGCGGGAGCAGUAAAGUUACGUUCUUUGCAAUUCUGCUCGCCUGCCACAUCACUUCUUAUCAAUGAGAGGCUCAUGCAGGUUGCCUUUCUUGCCUCAAUUCCUGCCUCUUAUUGGUGUGUCACGUACAUACACUUUUCACUCACUAAAAUGCCAGAUAAAUGGCAAAUGGCACUCCCUUACUACAAUACUCCCUUACUACCCCUUAUUUAUUGUCUAUCCUACUCCUUAUCUACUGCCCCCUGAAGUACACUAUGGGUUUGUGAUACCACUGAAUGUGUCCUGCUAGCUUGGCACCUGCCCUGAAUCUGAAUGAGAUUCUGUUAAGAUGUAUCUUCAGGUUUUUCCCCCUCAGGUCAAACGUACCAUAAAUAGAAUAGUAAAAGAAACUGAUCAGAUGCAUCAAAAUUAAAUAAAUAGAUAAAUUACUAAAUAAAUGAUGCAGACAAGGCCAAGGUGAAUUUACUGGGAGGAAUCUAAGAGGGCUUAUUUUGCAGUACAGUUGUUUUUGUAGUGCUGUUUCAAAUGUGAAAGUCUCUUCACAAGAAGAGUUUUAGCCAAGAGGAAUUUGAAUGAUUUGUUUUACUACAGCUGAGCUAAAGGGCUUAUAUGGAAGAUAAAGAGGAGAACAAAGCUUAAAAUGGCCACCACUUUUUGAAUGCCACAAUAAUCUAACUACACGAGGGAAAGAAGUCAACCUGACAGGACAUCUUUGUUGAAAGUUGUAAUGGAAGAAAAUGGAAUAUCUAAUUGCAAUGGAAUGUCUAACUGGCUAUUAGGAAUGGAAUUCUGAAAAGGUAAUGAAAGCAGAACACUUUUGAUCCUAUUAGGCUUUUCUGAAAAAUUGCACGGUAACCUAGUGCUUCUGAACCAGGGUGCCAAGACACCCUGGGGUGCCUUGAAAUCCUUUCAAGCAUGUCAUUGGGGUGCCACACAAGGUUAGCACUGGUUGGCAUGCAAACAUGAUUCACAAAACCCAAGGCUGCUUAUACACAUUCUGGUUCAUAUUCUAAUUAGAAUGCUCCAGAUUACUUCAUCAUCACAUGUAUAAGCCCCCACAGUUUAAAAAUAGCCUCUGGGGUACUUUAUCUAAACCUCAUCAAAUGAGGUUUAAAUAAAGCGCCCAUCCCCAUUCAGGACCUGUGGGGGCUUAAUAUACAUGAUGGUAGGGCAUUUUAAUUAGAGCAGCUUUCCAGGAACUGCUGUAAUUAAAAUGUCCCCCGCCCCCAAGCACAUCGUCUAGACAGUCAAAUAUUCGGACCUGUUGUGGUCUUUCUGAGUUAUAUGCAACAAGAAUUGCUCUAUUAUUUUUAUGUAGUUAAAAAUGGAGCGAAAACAAAGCAUUCAAGAACUAUGAAUGAUUCCAAAGAUAACACAAGGUUUUCAGUAUUGUCAAUACCAGGUAUUCAAAAAUCUUGAAAUUAAUUUACAAAGGAUGAGAGUAUAAAUACAUUGGAGCUCUUUGUUUGACACCUGGUGUCAGCACUUGUAAGGUUUUAUCAUCCCAGACAUCAUGCAAGUUAAAAACUUAAUUCGUUUUUAAUGAAAGCUGAGAUUCUGAUCUCAUACUAUUUCAGGACAUAGGGCUUUAAGAAAAGUACUGCGAUUUACAAUAAAUUUGUAGGCAUUAGCAACAUUUGGUUUUAAUAAGUAGCAAAUCAUAGAACUAUGUAUACAUACUUCUGAAUUUGGAGGAAAAUGAAAAUGACAAGACACACUUCAUAUUACUCAUUAAGUUAAUACCUGAAGGGAUGUAGGCUUAGAGCUGAGGAGAAAUGCUUACUAAGAAAAAAUAUCAGGAUACUUUGAUUUUGGAAUAGCCCAGAUGUAAGGCCCUGUUUUACUUUUCAUCUUGGAGCUGCCUCCCCAUCAACCUGUACAUAACAGGACUAGUAGGAGCAUGCUAGCAAGCUGUUGGCCACAUGGCUAGGACAAGUUCAUCCUUCUUUAGAUUCAAAGUGAACCCCAGAAUCACCUCUGAGCCUCAAAACAUGUUUCACCAAAAUCAGAAGCCAGAAAUGGACACAGUGCAAUGAAAAGCCUGUGAAUUCAUUCGAACUGCUGGUUUAGUUUGACUGGAAAUUCUCACAAAAAAUGUACCUGUAAUUAUUACAUUAUGUGCCCUGAGCCACUGAGAUGGUAGAAAGACACUGGAAAGGGAGAUAAUAAGGAAUGUUUGCUAGACAGUAAUGGAGGUAUAGUGAUUUACACAGUUUAGGAUUUAACCCUGUGUCCUCUGGGCAAGUUCAAGUCAGGAUUUGAACAUUGCAGCUGUUCCUUGUUUAAAUCAAAGGCUAAACCAUAAUUGAGGUCUCCAAGCCAAAUAGGAGAUUUGGCCACACAACCCUCAGUCAUUUCAAGAAGAGUGAAGUGGCUAAAUACCCUAGUCAGCUCUGAAGAUCUCAUAGAUGAACUCCUCUGAAUUCCCCUGAAUUUUGGCUCUAGGUCUGGAUCAGCAGUUUAAGACUGCCUUUGAAGUUGUUGAUAAACUGGAACACUGCAUAUGCCCACAUUUUAAGUAUGGCAUUUAACCUUAGAUGGCAUUUAGUCUCAUGGUAUUCACCUUUUAAACUAGAGAGCACUUUGUUCUGUUUUUUCUUAUUUGUCCUAUAAGCAAACAUAUUUUUGGUGAACAUUGUAUGCAUGAGAGACUAUUUUUACAAAGUUUUUAGCAAGGGAAAUAAAAUUACUUUGGUCUCCUC
Alligator mississippiensis (American alligator) is the source of this 7334-nucleotide messenger RNA. RefSeq names its product TNFRSF1A associated via death domain (gene TRADD). The record is from RefSeq and is a predicted model, not a curated record. The coding region runs from base 456 to 1370 and encodes 304 amino acids. The transcript is spliced from 5 exons. Lineage: Eukaryota; Metazoa; Chordata; Crocodylia; Alligatoridae. Gene Ontology annotation, cellular component: tumor necrosis factor receptor superfamily complex. Gene Ontology annotation, molecular function: transmembrane receptor protein tyrosine kinase adaptor activity. Gene Ontology annotation, biological process: positive regulation of canonical NF-kappaB signal transduction; extrinsic apoptotic signaling pathway.